AGUUGACUCCCUUGUCCGGAUGUAGCGUUAGAGAGGUAGGUAUAGUGUGUACUCUCUUCUAUACCCUCAACUACAACACUGUCUCCAAGCAGCGGCAUCCCCACUCUGACAUCUCCUGACCGACCUACUGCUCUGUGUGCACCGCUCCUAGCAUCGGCCCGCCCGGCGGCGACAGGCAUGAAGUCCCGCCACUUUCGUCAUCUACUGUAUGGUCCUCCAGACAGCACCGGGGUUGACCUUGAGUGCAGAAAGGUUGUUAAAUGUGGCCUAUGGAAUGCUGGUCCACUCCUCUUCAAUGGCUGUGCGAAGUUGCUGGAUAUUGACAGGAACUGGAGCACACCAUACUGUCUUAUACGCCAAUCCAAAGCAUCCCAAACAUUCUCAGUGGGUGACACGUCCGGUGCAUAUGCAGGAUCCUAUAUCCAGAUCCUUGCAACAUGGGGCCGUGCAUUCAUCAUCAUGCUACAACAUGCGGUGAUGGUCGUGGAUGAAUGGUCCAACAAUGUGCUGAAGGAUCUCAUCACGGUAUCUCUGUCCUCCUCCUCCGUAUCUCCGUUGCUUCUCACGCAACACCAAGAGGAGGUCAGUUCCCCUCUGAUUCCCACACCUAGAAGCUCCAAGCUCCAGCUGCCCUCCUCCGUAGCCACGCUGUCCCCAUUGCAACACCAAGAGGAGGUCAGUUCACCUCUGAUUCCCACACCUCGGAACACCAAGCUUCUAACCCGCGCCAUGACGUCACAAGCCUCCGACGCCCCUGUAGCUCGCACUGCGUCAGUUCUCGACGCUUCCAGAGCCUACACCACGUCAGCUCCCAAUGCCACCGGUGCCAGCCUGACACGGUCGUAGUUAUUGUUGUUUCCUGUUUUGUCCUAUGCUUUGUGCCGUUUGCUUUAUAUUCAUAGUUACAUGCACCUGCGUCUAAUUUUCCCUUUGCGUAUUUAUUUCAGGUGCACAUUAUCUUUGUCGGAGCAUUAUAAAUGUUACUGCUCAUUGUUCAAUCUCUGCCACAGCAUGGCAGUUAUCAUUAAGAAAUAAACAU
Dunckerocampus dactyliophorus (ringed pipefish) is the source of this 1039-nucleotide messenger RNA. RefSeq lists its product as uncharacterized. Bases 178 to 846 code for a protein of 222 amino acids. The transcript is spliced from 2 exons. The record is from RefSeq and is a predicted model, not a curated record. NCBI's taxonomy places the organism in Eukaryota, Metazoa, Chordata, Actinopteri, Syngnathiformes, Syngnathidae.